AUGUCUCAUACUUUAAAAUCGAAAACGCUUCGCGAGCUGGACGUCGAAGAAAUCCAAGAAAGCAACCCAUUGCUUAAGCUAGUUCAAGGGCAGAGAAUUGUUCAGGUACCGAGUCUGGUUCUUGAGUCUGGAGUAGUGAUAAAUAACUUUCCUAUUGCUUAUAAGACAUGGGGAACAUUAAACGAAGCUGGUGAUAAUGUUCUUAUCAUCUGCCAUGCCUUGACCGGAUCAGCAGAUGUUGCUGACUGGUGGGGUCCUCUUCUGGGUAAUAAUUUGGCGUUUGACCCAUCGAGAUUUUUCAUCAUAUGUUUGAACUCUAUGGGUUCCCCGUAUGGUUCUUUUUCACCAUUAACGAUCAAUGAGGAGACAGGUGCAAGAUAUGGUCCUGAAUUUCCGUUAUGCACAGUGCGUGAUGAUGUCAGAGCUCACAGAAUUGUCCUGGAUUCUUUGGGAGUGAAGUCGAUAGCGUGUGUUAUUGGUGGCUCCAUGGGGGGGAUGUUAAGUCUGGAAUGGGCUGCCAUGUAUGGUAAGGAAUACGUGAAGAAUAUGGUUGCCCUGGCGACAUCGGCAAGACACUCCGCCUGGUGCAUAUCGUGGUCAGAAGCUCAGAGACAGUCGAUUUACUCGGAUCCAAAUUAUUUGGACGGGUACUACCCAGUAGAAGAGCAACCUGUGGCUGGUCUAUCAGCUGCACGUAUGUCUGCAUUGUUGACCUAUAGAACUAGAAACAGUUUUGAAAACAAAUUUUCCAGAAGAUCUCCUUCAAUAGCGCAACAACAAAAGGCCCAAAGAGAAGAAACGCGCAAACCCUCCACUAUCAGCGAGCACUCUUUACAAAUUCACAAUGAUGGGUACAAAAUCAAAGCCAGUGCUGCAAUUACUGGCAUGUCAGGGCAAAAACGCCAAAGCGUAGUUUCUACUACAUCGUCUUCAGAUUCAUUGAACUCCUCGACGUCAAUGACUUCGGUGAGUUCUGUAACUGGUGAAGUGAAAGAUAUUAAGCCUGCACAGACAUAUUUCUCCGCACAAAGUUAUUUGAGAUACCAAGGCACAAAGUUUAUUAAUAGAUUUGACGCCAAUUGUUACAUCGCCAUAACUCGUAAAUUAGACACACACGAUUUGGCCAGGGACAGAGUUGAAGACAUAAGGGAAGUUCUUUCUUCUAUCGACCAACCGUCGCUGAUAAUCGGUAUCCAGUCUGAUGGGUUGUUUACAUACUCGGAACAAGAAUUUUUGCAUGAACACAUACCGAAGUCUCGAUUGGAAAAAAUCGAAUCCCCAGAAGGCCACGAUGCUUUUUUGUUGGAAUUUAAGCUAAUAAACAAAUUAAUAGUAGAUUUUUUGAAAACAAACUGUAAGGUAAUUACGGAUGCCAAACCAAGGACUUGGAGAGGAGACGUUGGUAACGACGAAACGAAGACAUCUGUCUUCGGCGAGGCCGAAGAAGUUACCAACUGGUAG
Molecule: messenger RNA, 1461 nt
Organism: Saccharomyces mikatae IFO 1815
Lineage: Eukaryota; Fungi; Ascomycota; Saccharomycetes; Saccharomycetales; Saccharomycetaceae
Gene: MET2
Product: homoserine O-acetyltransferase
Exons: 1
Coding region: 1-1461 (486 amino acids)
Biological process (GO): L-homoserine metabolic process
Molecular function (GO): homoserine O-acetyltransferase activity
Source: RefSeq, a predicted model, not a curated record